Messenger RNA from Talaromyces proteolyticus, 681 nucleotides. RefSeq names its product class II aldolase/adducin N-terminal. NCBI's taxonomy places the organism in Eukaryota, Fungi, Ascomycota, Eurotiomycetes, Eurotiales, Trichocomaceae. The record is from RefSeq and is a predicted model, not a curated record. Gene Ontology annotation, cellular component: cytoskeleton. Bases 1 to 681 code for a protein of 226 amino acids. Gene Ontology annotation, molecular function: actin filament binding. The transcript is spliced from 5 exons.
AUGGCACCCCACUCGGAGCCAGAGACAAUAUCAAAAAAAAAACGUUUAGCUCUAGCACUUAGGAUAUUUGCUAAACUAGACUUUGAUGAGGGCGUUGCUGGCCACAUCACUUUGAGGGAUUCAAUUGACCCGACAAGGUUCUGGGUGAAUCCAUUUGGCGUGGACUGGCAGCUCCUAGAAGCCUCGGACUUGAUUCUCGUCAAUAAGGAUGGACAGGUGGUUGAUGGUGAUCCAUGUCCCUACAUGAUCCAUCAUGCUGUGCACACCGCCCGUCCUGAGAUCAAUUGUAGACCUCUUGAGAUCAUAACUCAAGAUGCAUGUGCAUUUCACAAUGACAUCGCACUCUAUUCCGCGUUUCGUGGCAUAGUACUUGCAGCCGAUGAAGGCAUUGCCAUUUCAAGAGACCUUGGUCAAAAGAAGGAAGCCCUGCUUCAGAAUCAUGGUCUCUUAACGUGCGGUAAGACCAUCAAGGCAGCAGUCUGGUGGUCUAUGAGUUUGGAGAAAGGCUGCCAUGUACAGCUGCUGGCAGAUGCAGCUUCAGGUGGCCGAGGUGAGGAAACUGUCAAAGUAAGUGAUGAAGAUGCGGCUUUUACUUGCAAGGCUGUUGGUACAGAGAAGACUGGGCGGUACAGCGCGAAGCCGAUAUUUGAUAUGAUGGAACACGAGAGCAGAAUGAUGUAG